AUGUUCUACGUUCAUGAAAGCGAUGUCCCUCAGCUUUCGUGCAGAUCACGGAUGCUCGCACUGAUUAGCAUUGUUUCUGGUUGUAUUUGGCAUGGCACGGGGUGUACGUGCUCGACUAGAAGUAGGCACAGCUGGCCUGCCACUCCCAUUCACUUGACUCUUUGCGCGCCUUCUUCACCGUUCUUGUCUUGUCACCUCCCGCUCUCCGUCCCUUUCUGGUUCGUCAUCGGCAAGGGCCGGCCCCUAGUCCGACCCAGGCCGAUGGGUUUGAUAUUGAAAACAUACCGUCUUUCUUCUUGGUUGAUGUCUUGAUAAUGUCUCAUCUUUCCCCCGUUGCACCGGUGCUCGCCUCAUUCGGUAGCACUCGUGCUGUAGUUGCCCCUUGGAUUUCCUUCUUUCGCCACAGUCAAGUUGAGGACCCAGUGCUCGACACACACUUUCCAUGGCUCAUGGCCCUUGCGGUUCUAUGGAGGAGGUUGGCAAUAUCUAGCUUGAGAGACAGUUGUGUGUCCGGCGAUUCUGUAGAGUCCACGGCAUCUUUGGCCAAUCCUAGGGUAUAGCGAGCCGCAUAGGAACGAUGCGCGUUUCCACUACCCAAAAGAGAGCUCCGAUCAUGGAUGCGUGAGAUCUUC
Messenger RNA from Periconia digitata, 632 nucleotides. The record is from the annotation of a GenBank genome assembly. Lineage: Eukaryota; Fungi; Ascomycota; Dothideomycetes; Pleosporales; Periconiaceae.